This is a messenger RNA of Rotaria socialis, 1596 nucleotides long. Lineage: Eukaryota; Metazoa; Rotifera; Eurotatoria; Philodinida; Philodinidae. The record is from the annotation of a GenBank genome assembly.
AUGAAUCGAUCAUGUGUUCAAUUGCAGGAUUUACCUGAUGAGCUUCUUAUUUUUAUUUUCAAACAAGUGAACAAUGUUGAAGUUCUCUAUUCUUUAUUCGAUGUCAAUGAACGAUUCGAUUCCAUUCUACAAGAUCCAAUUUUUACAAAUCGUUUGAAUUUCUUGAAAUGGUCCUCGAAGAAAUUCCUCAGCAUAUUUUCUUCUGAUAUUAUCUUUAAUCGAUUUUGUUUACAAAUUUUACCAGAAGUCCGUGAGAAAAUUCAGUGGCUUGAUGUUGACUCAUCAUCAAUGAAACAAAUCCUAUGUGCUGCUCAUUAUCCAAAUUUACAUGGAUUGGGUCUAUUCAAUAUCGAAGAAGAAACAAUUAAAAGUCUUUUCACUGAUAUAAGUCUUUCAUCUGAUCUUUUUAAAAAUCAAAUAACCAAACUUCUCAUUACAAUUGCUAUUGAUCGGAAUCUGAAGCAUUUUUCAACAAUGGAAUACAUAAGCAGUCAUGUUUUUACUGUGUUCAAGAAGUUAACUCAUUUAACAUUUGCUGAAUCGUCGUAUCAAAGUAUCGUUGAAUUAUCAUUUUUUUAUCCACCGAUCAAUUUUUGUUCUUCAACUCUUUUGGUAUUGAAUAUAAAGAUUAAUUGUUUUUAUACAUGUUUAUAUCUUCUCGAUGGUCGUUUCAACCAACUUCACACACUCAUUAUGGAGGUAGCCAACAUGUACGAAUCAGAAAAAAUUGAAAAUAAGGGAGAUAUUCCAAGUCUAAAGUGUUUUUCUUUGUCUUGUUGUCGAACAAUAUACCGUUACGAUGAACUGAUUCUCCCAUUUCUUUAUCGAAUGUCAAAUUUAGAAACACUCAAUUUAUCUGUGUCGAUUUCUGUUAAAGAAACAUUGAUUGACGGACAUAAUUUGAAGAAUAAAAUUGUUAAUAAUAUGUCACGAUUAAAUCAAUUCACAUUUGAUAUUCAUUCGCUAAUGAACAUUAAUAAUUAUAUGAUUUUACCAUCAAAUGGCGAUAUCCGAAACACAUUCAAAGAUUUUCAAUAUACACAAGUGAUAUGUUAUAUGGAUCAUUUUCUAGAUAGAAAGGAAUCUCGAUGCCAUGCAUACACAUAUCCAUCGCAAAUGUCACACUUUGAAUUUAUAUCAAAUCAAUUUCCAGGUGGAUAUUAUCCAUAUGUUCGCAUUGUGUUGUUAUAUGAUGAACAUCCUUUCGAACAUGAAUUUUUCCUUCGAAUAGCUCAAUCAUUCCCAUUUAUAGAAAAAUUAGUUUUAUGUAAUCACAAACCACAACAACACAAACAAUCUUAUAAAUUAUUGACUGAUAAUGAUCAUUUAUCAAUCGUUGAAUAUUCUCACCUUGUUGAACUUGACAUUGAAUGGGCUCAUGAUGAUUAUGUUGAAGAAUUUCUAUGUGAUAGAAAAGCAUUUUUUCGAAAGAAUAUUCGCCUUCUUGUGGUCGGUGAAGCUUUGUUAAGAGUAACAAAAAAUUUUACAAGAAAAGAUACUCGAAUGAAUUGUACCAAAGUGGAAAAUUUGGUUCCAUGGAAUGAAUGGAAAUCUUUGAAGUCUUUUCAGGAAUAUUUUCCUUCGCUAUUAUAUUGA